UUGAUGGCAUGACGCUGCAUUUCUAAUCAAUGGGAAACAUAGUAUUUUACGAUACUUGCCGGGUAAUGUUGAAUUGGGCUGCUUUACAGCUCGCGUAGUUGUUUUGUAUUAGAGCCCAACUGAAAGACCACUUAGACUACCCAGAAGGGUCUGUGCCGCUUGGAUGUUCGGUGCGGUGACUGAGUGCCUCGCCAAGAGACAGCUCGUGUGCUUGCUCUGCUCCCGGUAGGGGAGGGAAACUGGUGCAUCACUGUAAGUACGUCUUUAGUUAUCAACAGUCGCGCGGAGCUCCGUUAAGCAAACUGCUAAACUGUGCACUAUUUACCUAUAUUGCAAACAACGAAAGCGACAUUCAUAGAGUAGGUUACUAUUAGAAUGUAUUCGGUCGGUGAUACAAUACAUUUUGCACUCUAGUGAUGGACCGAUAUUAAUUGUGCAUAGCCGCCCAACUCACUCUCCAACAGCAUUGCCACGAUUCAACACAGUGAUGUCUGUGUACAGAAUUUUGUUAGGAGUAUCAAAACACGGAUUAUUUCAAUGAAAUACUAAUUGCAAGGAUAAUUACACAUACGAGUGAAGACCCAGAAAGGUACCAAAAGGAUUCCAUACAUUUGUGAUUGGAUGUGAGUCUACUUUGACCCCAGAAAUCUGACGAUGAUGUUGCUAUGGAAACUGCUGGUGCUGAAGUCACUCAUGGGGUGCCUGGCAGAGAGCAGUGUCCUGCAGAGCCCAGUGUUCACCAAGCAGCCUGGCAGCAUUGUGUUUCCUGUUGACUCCCAGGAAAACAACAGAGACGUGGUGUUCAGCUGUGAGGCCCAGGGAAGCCCAUCUCCCCUUUAUCGGUGGAAACUGAAUGGCACCGCGAUCACUCCCAAAUCAGGCUCACACUAUAGCCUGUCUGGAGGCAACCUCCGAAUCAGCCAUUUAAACAAAGACCAAGAUGCUGGAACAUAUCAGUGCCUCGCCUCCAACUCUUUUGGGACCAUCGUGAGCCGAGAGGCCAGUCUAACCUUUGCAUACUUGGGGAACUUCAAGACCCACCGAAGAAACUCAGUGUCAGUUCGCGAGGGACAGGGGGUGGUGCUGUUGUGUGGUCCCCCAUCUCACUCUGGAGAUCUGACAUUCUCCUGGAUUUUUAAUGAGUAUCCCUCGUUUGUGAAGCAGGACACACGACGCUUUAUCUCCCAGGAGACGGGCAAUCUAUACAUCGCUAAAGUGGAGCCUUCUGAUGUGGGCAACUACACCUGUGUGGUGACCAAUACUGUCACCAAAACCAGAGUCCAGGGCCCGCCCACGCCUUUGGUGCUCCGCAGUGAUGGUAUAAUGGGUGAAUACGAGCCGAAGAUUGAAGUUCAGUUUCCAGAGAUUGUCCAUGUAGCCAAAGGAUUGACUGUGAAACUGGAAUGUUUUGCAUUAGGAAACCCUGUCCCCUCUAUAAACUGGAGUAGAGUGGACGGAAUCCCCUUUUCUAGGAAAGUGGACGUGAGGAAAGCCAGCGGCGUCCUGGAAAUCCCUUAUUUCCAGCAGGAAGACGCGGGCACAUAUGAGUGUGUGGCAGAGAACUCCAGGGGGAAGAACACUGUAAAAGGAAAGCUCUCAUUCUACGCCCCUCCACAUCUGAUAGAGAAACCUGAGGAUGUGCAGAAGCCCAUUGACGACUCUCUGGUGUGGGAAUGCAAAGCCACCGGGAAGCCCAAGCCCUCCUAUAGGUGGAUGAAGAACGGAGAGAACCUGGAGUCACUGGAGGAGCGCAUACAAGUUGCCAAUGGAGCGUUGUCAAUCAGCCGGCUGACGCUGUCCGACAUUGGAAUGUAUCAAUGUGUGGCUGGAAACAAACAUGGGGAGGUAUACUCCAAUGCAGAGCUCAGAGUCAUUGCUGUUGCCCCAGAUUUCUCCCAGAACCAGCUGAGGAGCCCCACCAUGGUGAAGGAGGGAGGAGACGUGCUGAUCGAGUGCCGGCCCAAGAUGUCCCCCUGGGGCGUGAUCUCCUGGAGGAAGGGCAGCGAGGCUCUUCGAGAGAGCCACAGAGUUUCCAUUCUGGAUAACGGAAACCUCCGGAUACAGAAUUCAACCAGACCAGAUGCAGGCCUUUACACAUGUGUGGCAAGAAACCAGUUUGGAGUGGCAAGCAGCUCCGGGACUCUCAUGGUCAAAGAGCCGACCAUUAUCACAACGGCACCGUCCACACUGGACGUGACUGUAGGAGAGAGCAUCGUGCUGCCGUGUCAGGUGACUCAUGACCCGUCUCUGAAGCUCGUGUUCACCUGGUUCUUCAACGAGCAGCUGAUCCACUUUGGCAACCACGGCGGAUACUUUGAAAAAGUGGGCGGUCAGCAUUCCGCUGGGGACAUCAUGAUUCGGAACAUCCAGCUGAGACACGCAGGGAAGUACACCUGUGCAGUGCAGACCAAGGUGGACAGUAUCUCCAUCGCAGCAGACCUGGUGGUCCGAGGUCCCCCAGGCCCACCUACCAGCAUCCAUGUAGAAGAAAUCAGUGACACCACAGCCUCUCUCUCCUGGAGACCGGGGCCUGAUAAUCACAGUCCAAUUACCACAUACACUAUCCAGGCCAGGACACCCUUCUCCCUGGGCUGGCAGGCUGUCACCACAGUUCCUGAGGUGGUGGGGGGCCACAGUCUGACAGCUACAGUAAUAGACCUGAGCCCCUGGGUGGAAUAUGAGUUCAGAGUCCUGGCAAGCAACGCCAUUGGGACCGGGGAGCCCAGUAAACCAUCCAAACAAGCAAGGACAAAGGAGACAUCUCCGAAGGUCACACCAGCUAAUGUGAGCGGAGGUGGAGGCAGUCGCUCAGAAUUAGUCAUCACUUGGGAGCCUGUUCCUGAGGAGCUGCAGAACGGAGGAGGGUUUGGCUAUGUGGUGGCCUUCAGACCGUCCGGAGCCACAGGCUGGAUGCAGGCUGCCGUGCCCUCAUCAGAAGCCUCCAAAUAUGUCUUUAAGAACGAGAGCAUCCAGCCCUUCUCCCCCUUCCAAGUGAAGGUUGGAGUGUACAACAACGAGGGGGAAGGCCCUUUCGGACCCGUCAUCACCAUCUACUCUGCAGAGGAAGAGCCUGGCAGAGCACCCACCAGGAUCCGUGCCAAGAGUCUGUCUGCAUCUGAGAUUGAGGUUUCAUGGAAAGCCCUGCCUUGGAACACCAGUAAGAGAAGAGUUCUAGGCUAUGAGUUGAGGUACUGGGAGAAGAGAGAGAAGGAGGAGGCAGCCAGUGUCCAGAGGACGGUAGGGAACCAGACGUCAGCCAUUAUCCGAGGGGUGAGAGGAAGUAACACUUACUACGUCACAGUGAGAGCGUACAACACGGCCGGGGCUGGGCCUCCUAGUGUCACUGUCAAUGUCACCACCAAGAAACCACCGCCCAGCCAGCCCCCGGUGAAAGUGAUGUGGAACACAUUGAAUUCCAAGAUAAUCCUGAACUGGGAGCAAGUCAAGGCCCUGGAAAAUGAGUCAGAAGUCACUGGCUACAAAGUGCUCUACAAGCGUAACCGACACAGCCGCCCUAGUGUCAUGGAAACCAACACAACGACGGUGGAGCUCUCCCUGCCUAUGAAUGAGGAGUACUUCAUCCAGAUCAAACCAUUUGGGGAAGGAGGAGAGGGGAGCAGUAGCAGACAGAUCACCAUCCCCAGAAUACCAGGUCCCAAUGCAAUUGGCUCGGCGACCAAGGUCUCUACUUUAUCAGCCCUCAGUACAAUAGCAUUGUCUUUCACAGCGCGAACAUCGUUAUGACAAAGCGCUCCCAGUGAACAUUGCAUCUGAUGUGGAGGCAACUCAACAACGGAACACAAACACCCUCCGUCUGGUCUAAUUAGAUCCAUUCAUUUAGGUUUUAAAGGCAGGAGGACGAGCAACGUUGGAAAACAAAGUCAUUGAGAUGAGAAGGAGAGAAAGGGCCCUGCUUUCAACACCCCGCCGGCCGGCGAGAACAGGAAAUCGACCGAUGUCUUGACUCUGUUGUUACCAAAGCAGCUUUCAUUAAAAUGUCUUAUAUGCAUCUUUUGUAUGAUAUGUCUAGCUUUUAUAGAUUUCUUUUGAAACCAAUUCAUAAUUAGUCUGGGCUUUUUAGAAAAGGCAAGGUUGAGUGGAGUUCAGUGUAUGCCCAUACUUACUUAUAGAUACAUUUUUUAAGUUUUCAGUUUGUUGGAAAGAGCACUUUUGUUGUCUAAAGUGAAAAGCAUUUUCUGGUCAAAAAUGAACCUGUAACUGUGGUUUCAUGUCAAGCAAAGACCAUAGUUCAGUCUUCUUAGAAACUUAGGAAUUGUUAACACUGAAAUGGUGUGUGUAUUGCUAACUAUUUUUUUAUUACUCCAUAAAACAUUGCACUGAUGCCUGAGGAAAAAUUUGACUUAACAAAAAUGUGACAUUAUGUUAAAGGAUGAGAGUGACUUUAUUCACUCUCACUGCUUUGAAGUCCCAUCUUCCACAGGUUCCUCAACCUUGGCCAUUUAAUUGCACUGGUGACUGGACCCUCAUAUGGCUGUCUAUCUCAUCCUCUCAGUUAGCCAUGUGUCUACUCUGUAGCUAUUCUAUUCAUCCUCUGAUAAGCCGUAUGUCUACUCUGUAGCUAUUCUAUUCAUCCUCUCAGUUAGCCGUGUGUCUACUCUGUAGCUAUUCUAUUCUUUGCCUUGUGUGUGCCUCAUCAUAUGUUCAAAACCCUCAGGUCCUUAAAGAGCCUUAAACUUAUAUAUAUAUAUCAAUAACUAUUAGAAACCUAGAAGUCUGUUAUACAGGUGCUGUAUGAUGUGUAGCUACACACUGCAUCAAUAGACAGGUUGUAGGGGUUCGAGUUAUUACCAUCCAAUGUAUAUUCCUAUGGUCAUUCUUAGGGCCAAGUUAUGUAGUCAAGAAAAUCUCCUUGUCCUAGUUAUAUAUUAUAGUUAGGGCCAGGGUUUUUUCCUGACCCUGUGGCCUCGCCAGGAAAACCUCCUUGUCCUAGUUAUAUAUUAUAGUUAGGGCCAGGGUUUUUUCCUGACCCUGUGGCCUCGCCAGGAAAACCUCCUGGCUCUUGUCAUUCUAUAUGAAGGAGUGGUGUGUUUCAACAGCAUGGUGCUGUUCAGUGUGGUUUAAGGGCAACGUGGGAAGCCUGGGACAUUUUAGUGGGUUCACUGACUGCAUCCUUACUAAAAGACAAAUGCUGCUGAUGAUCCUUUCCCAUAGUCUUCUGAUGCUGUUUGAAACUGGUACAGUACAUUGCAUAUGUAGCUUGUAGUCCAGUGAAGAAGUCAAAAGAGCAGGUAGUUUGUAGUACUUUCAAAGGGAAGUUUAGGCAGGAAUCAUGCAUCGAGAAAUGUGUAAUAUACUUUUUUGUACACUUCAGAUCAUUUGUAUACAAUGAAAACCUUUCUAAAGAGCUGAUUAACUUGGUUUUUAUGUAAUAACACAAACGUUUCAUACAGUAGCUAAAUGUCGCUUAGCAUGAAUGUGUUUGCCCUUUUCUGUACAUCUGCUAACUGACUGAAUGGCUUGAGACCACGCAAAGAGAGCAGGUUUGUGCAUCUCUACCCGUUAACCCACUAUGUCUGGACUUCUGUCUCAGACAGGUAUGUCCUCCUGUAGGCCUACAACCUUUGGGAUUUACCAAUACAACUAUCCAUUUAUCCAUUUACUCCAUGUCAAGUUCAGUUUUUUUGCUGUUGUUUGUUUAUACUGUGUUAUUGAAUAAAGUUUAUUGAUUUAUAGAAGUGA
Molecule: messenger RNA, 5700 nt
Organism: Oncorhynchus kisutch (coho salmon)
Lineage: Eukaryota; Metazoa; Chordata; Actinopteri; Salmoniformes; Salmonidae
Product: contactin-4-like
Exons: 23
Coding region: 655-3744 (1029 amino acids)
Biological process (GO): cell-cell adhesion; brain development; axon guidance
Cellular component (GO): plasma membrane; axon
Molecular function (GO): cell-cell adhesion mediator activity
Source: RefSeq, a predicted model, not a curated record